AUAUACUUUAUAUUUCUUAAUGGAAAUGCUGAGUUGACAGGAAUGCUUAAUUGAGAUAUGACGUGUCUCAAAGAUUCAAUACAAUAAGUUGGUAUAAGCAUUUGUUGCAGUUGCAAAAUAGAAUCGUCAAUAUUAUUCGUUGUGUUUUGGCUCCUUUCGCUUGUACCCUGAAUAGAACGCGCAAUAUUAGAAACUCUUCUAGAAAUCCUCCAUCAGGGCUAUCCCUGGUGUCGGAAGAAGAAUAAGCAUUGCUGCUUAAUUUUCCUGCUAACAACUAAAGAUACCAUUGGUAUAACACUCCUGAGAUUACUGUUUGAGGCAUUUGCACUGGAUUCCAAAAGGUUGUGUAGUAUCUGUAAUAAGUUUGAAUUUACUGAACAUCAAUAAAUGUUUAACAUAAAUAUUAAAAAAUAAAAGAUUUCAAAUACCGAGACUAUUGCUGGUCUUUGGAGAAACACUUCAGCUGGAAAAUCUUGCAUCAUUACAUUUGUAAUAAACUGGCAAAUCUCGAACCUAAAAUCUUGCAUCAUCGGUAACGUCGAGCGCAACACCGAAAACGUCUCUAUACGUAUUUCAAGUCUGUGAUCAGUUUUUGUCAUUUACUUGAGCGAACAAUGUGGCGGGCUGAACCGUUUAAUAUUUUUGGACAUAUUGCUGCUAGUUGACGGUAAAUGUUAUGCGUUCGAUAUAAGUACGGAUUAAACAAUGGUGAGACAUAAUAAUCAGUUACCAGAGAAUCUUCCACAACUGCAGAAUCUUAUUAAACGCGAUCCAGAAUCUUAUAAAGAAGAAUUUCUCCAACAACAUCAAUAUUAUAAGUCUACUUUGGAAGUAUUUCGUCUAACACCUAACAAAUUUAAUAAGAGUCUGGAUGAAAUAGUCAUCUUUCUGGCACAGGUGGCUCACUGUUACCCAAAUGAUCUAGAAUUGUUUCCUCAAGAAAUCAUCGAUGUACUGCAAACAUACAAUACAGUACUUGACAAUGAAAUGCGAUUAACGUUUUGCAAAGCCCUAAUUCAACUCCGCAAUAAAUCACUUUUGGAACCAACGGUACUUCUUAGUCUAUUCUUUCAGCUGUUGAGAUGCCAAGAUAAAAACUUGAGACAAUUUCUUGAAACACACAUCAUAGUCGACAUUAAAAAUGUCAAUGCUAAACAAAAAAAUGCGAAGAUCAACACAACUUUGCAAAAUUUUAUGUUUUCAAUGUUGAAAGAUUCAAACGUUAGAGCUGCGAAAAUGUCUGCAGACAUUAUGAUAGAAUUGUACAACAAAAACGUUUGGAACGAUGCAAAAACCGUAAAUGUCUUAGCAACAGGAUGUUUUGCAAAAACGACAAAAGUUAUGGUCGCUUGUUUAAAAUUUUUUGUAGGAUCCGACGUGGAAAAAGAUGGAAGUGACAGUGAUAGCGAUAGCGAACCAAAUAUUAAAGAAAUUGUAAUGGCUAACAGAGUAAAUAAGAAAACGAAGAAACGCGAGAAACAAUUAACUAAGGCAAAACAGUUGUUAGCGAAAUCUAAGAAAAAAGCAUCAAAAGCACCAACAUAUAACUUUUCGGCGUUGCAUUUAAUUCACGAUCCACAAGGCUUCGCAGAGAAGUUAUUUAAACAGUUAGAAAAAAAUAAUGAUAGGUUUGAAAUUAAGCUGUUAACUUUGGAUGUAAUCUCGAGACUUAUUGGCCUACACAAUUUAUUCCUACUGAACUUUUAUCCUUAUCUCCAGAGGUUUCUGCAACCACAUCAGAGAGAGGUAACAAAACUUUUACAAUUCAUCGCUCAGUCUUGUCAUGAACUCGUGCCACCUGAUUUAUUAGAACCCAUAUUGAAAACUUUAGCAAAUAAUUUUAUUACGGAAAGGAAUUCUGCCGACGUUAUGGCUAUUGGUUUGAAUGCUGUCCGAGAAGUAUGUAUACGUUGUCCUCUGAGUAUGAAUGCAGAUUUGUUGCAAGAUUUAGCACAAUAUAAACACUACAAAGAACGUAGUGUGAUGAUGGCUGCACGAUCGUUGAUCGGUGUAUUCAGGACUACAAUGCCAGAGUUGUUACAUAAGAAAGACAGAGGACGACCAACAGAAGCAACUGUGGCCUUGGAAGUUCCAAAAUAUGGAUCUGUUUCUGCUAAUGAUUUUGUACCAGGAGCUGAAGUUUUGUUGAACGCUAAUUCUGAUCAAGCUCAAGAUAGUUUUGUAAUAGACAGUGAAACUGACUCUAGUAACGACGGUUGGAUCGACGUAAACCACAGUAACAAUGAUCACUAUGAAAGUGAUAAAAACGACGACGAUAAUAGCGAUGGCGAUGGCGAUGGCGAUGGCGAUGGCGAUGGCGAUGAUGAUGAAGAUGAAGAUGAAGAUGAAGAUGACGAUGAUGACGACGACGGCGGCGACGAUGAUGAAGCAUCAGCUAUUACCGAUUCCAAAUCUAAUGCAGAAGGCGAUAGUGGGAAUUGUGAAGGAACAAAUGAAAAGAUCGAAACAGACAUUGGAAGGAAUGAAGAUAUGAUUAUUCAGGGUACUGGAAAUCAACAAACAAAAGGAACGAAUGGUCCAACAAAAAAAUUGAAGAAAACAAAAGUAAAAUCGAAAGGAACAGAAGAUUCAAGGCCAAAGCAGGAAAACAUAACGACAACUGAAAAGAAGGAAAAAGCGUCUUUAAUGUCUACCGAACGUUUAUUAACCGAUGAGGAUUUUAUGAAAAUAGAUAUGGCAAGAGCAAAGCAACAAGUAACGUACGCUAAACGCGGCGUAAAACGAUCUCAUACAAAUGAUACUGAACCCGGUGAUUUCGUCAAAUUGUCAGACAUCGAAAAUAUAUAUAAGAAACGGAAACAUGACAAACAAGCUCGUAUUGAAUCUGUAAAGAAAGGGCAAGAGGAAAGAGAAAAAUUUGGCUACAAAGAUGGAAGACAGAAUCCAUUUUGUAGUAAAACAAAUCGUGAAAAGAAAAAAACCAAAGCGUUUCAAAUGUUGAAACACAAAGUUAAAGGAAAAGUAAAACGGUCCUUUAAAGAAAAGCAAAUUGCUUUAAGAAAUCAUUUAUUGAAACAGAAGAGGAUGAAAUGAAGAAUGAAACGUGGUUGUAAAAAUUAUAUGAAUGAAAAAAAAAUUGGAUACAAU
This is a messenger RNA of Nomia melanderi (Alkali bee), 3108 nucleotides long. It is a transcript of the gene Mys45A, whose product is annotated as SDA1 domain containing protein Mys45A. The record is from RefSeq and is a predicted model, not a curated record. Lineage: Eukaryota; Metazoa; Arthropoda; Insecta; Hymenoptera; Halictidae. Gene Ontology annotation, biological process: ribosomal large subunit export from nucleus; ribosomal large subunit biogenesis. Gene Ontology annotation, cellular component: nucleolus.